AUGACACUUAUUUUCUCUAAAGUUCGAGCAGAUGUUGCUAAAGAUUUUGUAUUGAGAUUUCCCGAACAUUUUGAUUUUACCGGCAUGUUGUGUCGUAUCGGUGAGGAUUUUGGUGUCAGUGUGAUAAAAGGAUCCGGUUUUUAUCGUUUGGAGGGUCAGUGGUUACCGAUAGGCCAAAUUCAUGAAGCAUUGACCAAAACACUUGCUAUGUAUGAGGCGUCGGGAACGAUACGAGCUGACAAUACCACGGAACGAUGUAAUGCCAAAAACUCCAGAAUUACGGAUUCGCCCACUUCACGGAUUGAGUUGAAUACCAAAGUUGAGUCACAGUUGGAAUCAGAUGCAAAGACGGACAAGGGACCCGAUGUGAAUGUUAAGGAUAUGGACCGUGAUGAUGAUUGUGGCGAUGAAAAUCACAAAUUUAACUCGCUGAAAAACACCAUAUCUGACAUUUACACAUCACUUGUCACAGAGGGGGAAGGCAUCACCACUAAUCAUCACAAUAAUGCCCAAAAUGACGUUCAAAAGAUGAAAGACAUAGUUGUAUUGGAAGAAGAUAAACAUUUACCACUAGUGAAGAAAAAUCUUACGUUCAUUGAAAGUUGCCGGGUUAAUAGUUUCAAUGACAAAUUCGCACUUUCAACAUUAAAAAUAAAUAAUUGCUGUACAACUAGCAAUAAAUCUUUAUCUGGAGAGAAAAACUGUGAUAAAAUUUCAUCUGUGUCUUCAAAACAGAGAGAAAUAGUGGAACAACCUGACAAAACGUCAGUUUCAAUUAAAAAGUGUUAUAAACGAAUCAAAAUGGAUAAAUGUGAAGCUGAUAGAUAUCAAUGUGUAGAAUGUAACUUUACCCACAAAAAUCAUACUGCUGUAAGACAACACUUUUCACGUAUGCAUCGAGUGGAGCCAACCAAAUGUAAUGUCUGCCAAAAACUCUUCCCAAGUAAGAGAUAUGCUAAGCGACACUGUCGUUUGGUACACAGGGACUCACAAUACUGCUGUGAUGUCUGUGGUAAGACAUACAAGUUUCUGCAAACUCUUGAAGGCCAUUUGAAAUCUCACAGAGUUGGCUAUGUUAAACCUGACUUUCCUUGUCAUAUGUGUGAAAAGAUAUUCUCUUCUAAUCAUGUUCUAAAAUGUCACAUGAAGUCUAUACACUUUGGAGAAAAUCGUACAUAUUUGUGUCCAGUGUGUGGCAAAUGUUUUACCACGAAACACUCUCUGAAUAUGCACCAGAAUGUCCAUUCAGGAAGUCGUCCUUUUACUUGUAAAAUUUGUGGAAAAUCUUUUACAUAUGACUCGGCUCUCAGAGAUCACAAAUUGAUUCAUUCAGGUAAAAAAAACUUUGAGUGUAAAAUUUGCAAUAAAGCAUUUCAGCAAAGAUCUGGAUUACAAAUGCAUGCAAAGAUUCAUGACGAGAAGAAGGCCUUUGAGUGUAAAGAUUGUGGACGUGCUUUUAUACAGAAACAGUCUCUGCAGAGACACGAGCGAUCACAUAAAGGGGAAAAGCCAUUCUCCUGUAAAGUGUGUGGCCGAUUCUUUGGUGAUUCAGGAAUCAUUCGUCGUCAUUUGAUAAUGGUACAUAAAAUCAAUAAAGAUGCCAAAUCUUGGAGGGAAGAUAUUGUUGAGAAGGGUCGAAAAGACCCUGAAGAAGAAAGUCAGAGAAUCACCAAGGAGAAUGGCAUUGGUGCAGAUUUAAUUGAAAAUUUUGAGCAGAGCAAGAAAAAAUCACAUGAACCAGAAAAACGUAAGACUAUUGAACAUGUAGACACUGAAACUAAUCAAUCAAGCAUUCCUUGCCCAAAAUAUCAGGAAGAUGGUGGUACAACUGUGCAACCUCAAGGUGACUCGGAUAAUCUCGAGACAUUCACCACAUCUCCAACACAUGAGUCCCCAUCUCCAAACUUACUACAGGGGACAGAUGAGCCAAGAUAUCUCUCUGAUCCCCAAUCAUUUAUCACCAAUGACUAUAGUCGCACUUUGCCUCUCCCCUCACAACUAUAUCCCCAUGGUACUAGUUUGGGAGUAGAGGCAACACCUAACAAUGGUUUUCACCAUCCACACUACCUAAACCCUCCACUCUCCAGUCACGUGGACACUAGUAGGUACCACUUUCCCAUGACUUGCUCUCAGCAUGCUAUUAGUAUGGUGUCAGAUGCCCGCUACACAAUGACUCAGAUGGAACCUCCCAGUCUUAAUCUGCCGCAGGUAGACAGUGUUUUGAAUAAACAUUUACAUGAUAUGGAACCUCCUGAAAACUUGUCCAUAUCAUCCCUCUAUGCCUACUACACAAAUCUAGCAUCACAAUAUCUCAGUGUUUCCCAAUGCCAAGGCUAUAGUGGAGAAAAUCACAUUACCACUGACCAGGAGUAA
Messenger RNA from Ylistrum balloti, 2373 nucleotides. RefSeq names its product zinc finger protein 93-like. Gene Ontology annotation, molecular function: DNA-binding transcription factor activity; RNA polymerase II cis-regulatory region sequence-specific DNA binding. The transcript is spliced from 2 exons. Gene Ontology annotation, biological process: regulation of transcription by RNA polymerase II. The record is from RefSeq and is a predicted model, not a curated record. Lineage: Eukaryota; Metazoa; Mollusca; Bivalvia; Pectinida; Pectinidae. Bases 1 to 2373 code for a protein of 790 amino acids.